GCAAUGGUCUCUGUAAUCAUGAUGCUAGGUCGUGAAUACAAAAGGAUGUGUUCAUCAAGGCCUUCGCUCAGCUUUACAUUCAACUUGAAGCUUCUCGAGUCCAGUUCUCAGAGGAGUUAACAAACAGAACUGAGCAAAGCUGGAACCACAUACUAGUAGACGACGAUCAUCAGGGAUAAUGGACAAGGCGAAGGAUAUCGCCCAAAGGGUUCUUCACCCGCACAAGGAGGGAGCCGCCGGGGCGGAGCGGCACCCGCAGACCGGUCAGGCCGCUGCUGCUGCUGGCGGGGAGCGACACCCGCCGCCGCAGCCGGCCCAGGGUCAGGGACAAACCAGUACUACGUCCACGGGAGCGGCUAAGCCAGGAGGAGUCGGCGAGACAGGCCUAGAACGCGACCUCGAGCCCAAGCCCACAAAGGUGCACCUGCCGACUCCCGGCAGCGAAGCCGAGGGAACUGCACCAUACAUUCCCUCAGGCAAGCUCCGGGGUAAGCGGGCGCUGAUCACGGGCGGCGACUCGGGCAUCGGGCGGGCCGUGGCCAUCAUGUUUGCCAUGGAGGGCGCGAAGGUGGCCAUCGCCUACCUCCCCGCCGAGGAGGCUGAUGCGCAGCACACGCGCGCCCAGGUCGAGAAGAAUGGUGGCCAGGCGGUGUUGCUGGCGGGGGAUCUGAGUGCGAGCAGGAAUUGUGUGGAUGUGGUUGAGCGCGCGGUGGCGGGGUUGGGGGGCGGGAUUGAUGUCUUGGUGAAUAACGCGGCGUAUAGGGAGGAGAGGGGGGAUAUUGGGGAUAUUACCGAUGAGCAGUGGUACACCACCUUCCGCACCAACAUCGACUCGUACUUCCACAUCACCAAGGCCGCGCUCCGCCACAUGUCGCCGGGCGCGAGCAUCAUCAACAGCACCUCAGUGGACGCGUACAUUGGCGUGCCGACGCGGGUCGACUACGCGGCAAGCAAGGGUGCCGUCGUGGCCUUCACGCGGGCGCUAUCGAACCAGCUCGUCAAGCGCGGAAUCCGUGUUAAUGCCGUCGCUGCCGGCCCGACCUGGACCCCGAUGCUGGCUGUCACCACGAGCGGUGGCGGUGCAGGUGGUGAAGAAGGGGGCAAGGGAGGAGGAGGUGCUGGUGUCCAUCAUCGACUGGGUUAUCACACCCCCAUGGACCGUCUCGGUCAGCCAGCCGAGGUGGCGACUAGCUAUGUGUUUCUUGCGAGUGGAGAUGCGGCGUUUAUGAGUGGGCAGACGAUGCAUCCUAAUGGAGGUAUUGUGGUUAAUGGAUAGGGGGUUAAGGGGUUCGGCCGGUGGUGAUGAUGAUCAUGUCCCCCUGGGCUAUGAUGCCAUCCAUCCAUCAUGUAAUAUUUGCCCUCUAAGCAUUCCGGUGUUGCCCAGGAAAGAUUGGCAUGGGCAGUGUAAGUCUAGUCUACCAAUUCUUAUGGUCAGCGAAUCACCAAAGAAUUGAGAUUGAAAAUCGACAU
Molecule: messenger RNA, 1470 nt
Organism: Canariomyces notabilis
Lineage: Eukaryota; Fungi; Ascomycota; Sordariomycetes; Sordariales; Chaetomiaceae
Product: NAD(P)-binding protein
Exons: 2
Coding region: 179-1276 (365 amino acids)
Molecular function (GO): oxidoreductase activity
Source: RefSeq, a predicted model, not a curated record